Messenger RNA from Manis javanica (Malayan pangolin), 2583 nucleotides. RefSeq names its product metallophosphoesterase domain containing 2 (gene MPPED2). Gene Ontology annotation, molecular function: hydrolase activity. The record is from RefSeq and is a predicted model, not a curated record. NCBI's taxonomy places the organism in Eukaryota, Metazoa, Chordata, Mammalia, Pholidota, Manidae.
CCCUGUCACUGCACCGCUCGCCUCCCUCCGGCUCGCCGCGCCCUCGCUCCCUCUCCUCGCCCCCUCGUUCGCUCUCUCCCCGUAUCGAGGCUGCUCGCGUCCUUCUCCCCCCACCCGCCUUCCUCUGGCGCCGCGGCCCCGGCCCCCGGCCCCAGCCCGCGGCGGGACCUCCGGGGUCGAAGGUUCUGGCCCGCCCGCGCCCCUCGUCGCCCCCGCGCGCCGCCCGCAGGCUCCGGCCGCUCGGCGAUGGAUCGCCUGCUCGCCCGGCGCUGAAGGCAUCCCCGGGACCCAGAGCGCAGCCCGGGAAAGAAACACACGGUGGUAUUGAUGAGGAGAUCCUUGGGUUUAGAAGUUGGCUGAAACACACCAUGCCUGCUCCCAUCCUUUGCUCCGGAAAGUUGUGAAUUGCUCAUGCCUAUAAGGAGGAAGGAUGGCACAUGGGAUUCCUUCUCAAGGCAAAGUUACCAUAACGGUGGAUGAGUACAGCUCAAACCCCACCCAGGCAUUCACCCACUACAACAUCAACCAGAGCAGAUUCCAGCCGCCACAUGUACAUAUGGUCGACCCCAUCCCAUAUGACACUCCAAAACCAGCGGGCCACACGCGGUUUGUCUGCAUCUCAGACACACACUCCAGAACAGAUGGUAUCCAGAUGCCUUAUGGGGACAUCCUUCUCCACACAGGCGAUUUCACCGAGCUGGGACUGCCCUCAGAGGUUAAGAAGUUUAAUGACUGGUUAGGAAACCUGCCAUAUGAAUAUAAAAUAGUGAUUGCUGGGAAUCAUGAACUGACAUUUGACAAGGAAUUCAUGGCAGACCUUGUUAAACAGGACUACUAUCGUUUCCCCUCUGUGUCCAAAUUGAAACCAGAGGACUUUGACAACGUGCAGUCCCUCCUGACAAACAGUAUUUACUUACAAGACUCGGAGGUGACAGUGAAGGGAUUCAGGAUAUACGGUGCACCUUGGACCCCGUGGUUUAAUGGAUGGGGCUUUAACCUACCCAGAGGUCAGUCUCUGCUGGACAAGUGGAAUCUCAUCCCUGAGGGCAUCGACAUACUCAUGACACACGGACCUCCUCUAGGUUUUCGAGACUGGGUUCCAAAGGAGCUUCAAAGGGUGGGCUGUGUGGAGCUUUUAAACACAGUCCAGAGGCGAGUCCGGCCCAAACUCCAUGUAUUUGGUGGAAUCCAUGAAGGUUACGGCAUCAUGACCGAUGGGUACACAACAUACAUCAAUGCCUCAACGUGUACAGUCAGCUUUCAACCAACCAACCCACCAAUUAUAUUUGACCUUCCAAACCCACAGGGUUCCUGAAGCUCUAAAUGCCCAAUUGGAAUGUGAGGGAAGGUCUAUAAACUGCCAUUUUUCUAAUUAUAAACUUACAUUCUCUUACUUGUUUAUUUCCAAAUCCUGUGAGUUCUUUUUGUAACUUACUGGGACACAAAUGAUGCUAGAUAUUGCGCUUCUCCUUAUUAUUAUUUUUCUUAAAUGCGGCAGCCAUUCAAAAUCAAAGGAGCAUUGUGAAUUUGUAAAAUGACUUCUGUCGUCUCAAAGGCCACGCCAUUGUAAAUUGUUAGUGUUCGCCAAAGGACAGCCCAGCUUUCUUUUUAAAAGGUGAUAAAAGUCUUAUUUUAAUAUGCUUUAAGCUAGAAGAAAAAGAAAGAAAAAGAGAAACAGGUAGGCAGUGUUUUAAAAACUACCCAAAUUUGCACAACUGUUUUAGAGUAUUGUUUGAAGUAUUUUUUUUUUUUUGAUGUUUUAUUGUCGUUCUUGUUGUUUUCCUGGUAAUGCUUCUAUUUUGCAGCAGUGGCCUGGAAUUAUUGCAAUCAUUUCAACAAAAGUAGGAGUGGAAAAGACUUCUCUUCACGCUCUCACUGUAAAGAAAGCUGUGUCAAGGGAAGAAAAUGGCCCUCACUUAAAGGAUGGCUUAGCUAGUGAGAUACUUAUUGUGGCUAUACAAGGUCUCAUUGUUUGUUUGUUUCUUUUAAAUUAUUUUAGCUUUAAAAAUGUGGAAAAGGAAUCUGUCAAGAGCAGGAAUUUCAUGCAGUUAAAAAAAAAACCAGCUUACAGACUCCUUUUCAAUAUGGGUUUCUAUAUAUAAAUAUUUUGUGUGUAUUUGGCUAAGUUAGGAGUUUACUAUUGCCAAGGACGGUACACCUGCAAAGCGAUGCUUCACUGCAGGGCAUCAGAAGUCCAUCGGAGCUGAUGCCGUCUCUCAGAACUCAAGGUCUUAAAGAGCUUGAGGAAAAUCUAGGUACAGUUACAGGCGUGUAGACAUAUAAGUGGAUGCAAUGGAAGCUAACUAAAAUAAGGCUUAGUUGUCCUUUAUAUUUAAAUACCCUGAAUUGUCUUCUUACUUCCUCUCCCCUCCCCCAUUUUGCACUGUGUGUCGAUGCAAUCUUCGCUAGCACAAAAUAUUGUCGCUAAUAGUCAUUUCUGUUUUCCCAUUGUAAAUGCUGUUGAGCUUUAUUCUAUUUUAUGUUAUCUUGUUAAUGAAGUUUAGGAAAGCAGUUGUUUCUUUAAAUUUAUUGUGAUAUUCUAUAUCUAGCGGCCUUUAUAUGCAAAUAAAAUUGCAAGAUUUU